Mytilus trossulus (common blue mussel) is the source of this 712-nucleotide messenger RNA. RefSeq lists its product as uncharacterized. The transcript has 2 exons. Bases 1 to 558 code for a protein of 185 amino acids. Lineage: Eukaryota; Metazoa; Mollusca; Bivalvia; Mytilida; Mytilidae. The record is from RefSeq and is a predicted model, not a curated record.
AUGACUUCCGCAUUUUUGUCUCGUUUUAUUAUUAUCUCCAGACAGACAUAUAUUAAAGACAACAUAUCUGAAAAAACUGUUACAAAUGUCCUUGAAGAAAUCAACGAGAGAAAGUCCAGAGAAAAUAACUUGAUCAUCUUUGGGAUUCCGGAAAUAGACGAAGAGAACAAAGAAGAAAGAGAAAACACUGACAAAGAAAGACUAAAUGAGCUAAUUAAAGAUUGCAAAAUACAAUUGGAUAAGGAAAACUUGAAGACAAUUAAAAGACUUGGGAAAUUUAAUACAGAAAAACUAAAUAGACCAAUCCUAGUAAAAUUACCAAGUGCAGAGCCUAAGAUCACCUUAUUCAGAAAUAUACACUACAUAAAAACAAAUCCAAAAUAUGCAAAAGUGGGAGUUAGUAACGACCUAACCCAAGCAGAAAGAGAGCAAGAGAAAAGAUUAUGGGAACAAGCAAAAAAACAAACUGAGGAAGAGAUUUCGGGGGACUACCACUUCAGAGUAAGGGGCCCACCUUGGGCAAGGAAGGUUGUCAGAUUAAAGAAGCUAGACUCCUAAAAGGAAAAAGAGGAAAAGAGGAUGUAAAUAAUUUUAAUGGUAAAAAGGUUUUUAAAAAUGUAAAAACAGAUAAUUUUACAGUUUUACCCAAAUUGAGCUGUAUAUACACAAAUGCAGAUCAGUUAUUUAACAAGCUGCCUGAACUAAUAGUACG